AUGUCAAGCGGGAGUUGCUCAGGGCCGGGUGUUUGUGGUGGGGCGAGACGAAGGCCUCCCCCCCCUCCCGAGCCUGCCCUGUCCUUGGCUGCGGACUUGAGUGAGCUAAGUCUCGACCAGGGCUACCACACCCUGGCUGACUGCGGCCCACCAAGGAGGAGGAGGGAUAACACGCUCACUGAUGCUCUGUGGCUGAAGAUACUUUCCUACCUAGAGGUGUCAGAUUUAUGUCGUAUGUCGCGGGUGUGCAGACGUUGGUCUCGUUUCGUGGCCAGGCUGACUGCGAGACCUGAACCCUGGAGGAGAGUGAGGGCUUCUGGUCCUUUGGAGGUUGCUGCACGCUGCGCGGGUGCUAGAGCUGGACCCUGCGUUACUGCUGUUAGGGAAUGGAGGUCCAAGACCUGUUCUGUGACGGUGGCUGGAGCACAGUUAUUAGCGGCGACCUUCAGGAACUUAACUCAUUUAGCUUUAACGAACUCAAAUACGGUGGACGCAAGAGCGUUGGCCCCAAUUAUCACAGAUUUAGUUGACCUGCGCCACGUUGAUUUAACAGGCUGUCCAAAUAUGGAUUGGCCAGAGUGGAAUUGGCUGGAAAGUCGUCUUACCAAUAGGCGGCCUCCUAUAGAGUACAUAGACCUUACUGACUGCACCUCUGUCACUGACGCCGGCCUCUGCGCUCUCCUACACACCUGCCCUUCAUUACAGUACCUUUAUCUCAGGAGAUGUACUCUAGUCACUGAUGCAGGAGUCAGAUGGAUACCUUCAUAUUGCGCUCUCAAAGAACUGAGUGUGUCUGACUGUACAGGGGUCACGGAUUUUGGUUUAUACGAACUUGCGAAACUGGGACCAGCGUUACGAUACCUAUCCGUUGCUAAAUGUUCUCAGGUAUCAGACUCAGGGAUCCGUACUCUAGCACGUCGCUGUUAUAAGUUGCGUUAUUUGAACGCUCGUGGUUGUGGGGCCUUGGGUGAUGAUGGAGCCGAAGCUAUUGCCAGGGGGUGUUCAAGAUUAAGAGCACUGGACCUUGGCGCUACUGAUGUAUCGGAGGCUGGGCUACAGAUUCUAGCCAGAUGCUGUCCGAAUCUAAAGAAGCUGGCGUUGAGAGGCUGUGAGCUCAUCGGGGAUGAUGGUUUAGAAGCUGUUGCGUAUUAUUGUAGAGGUUUGACACAGUUAAACAUACAAGACACGCCGGUCACAUUAAGAGGUUACAGAGCUGUAAAGAAGUACUGCAAGAGAUGUGUCAUAGAACAUACCAAUCCAGGUUUCUGUUGA
Molecule: messenger RNA, 1272 nt
Organism: Danaus chrysippus (African queen)
Lineage: Eukaryota; Metazoa; Arthropoda; Insecta; Lepidoptera; Nymphalidae
Source: the annotation of a GenBank genome assembly